This is a messenger RNA of Pelecanus crispus (Dalmatian pelican), 795 nucleotides long. NCBI's taxonomy places the organism in Eukaryota, Metazoa, Chordata, Aves, Pelecaniformes, Pelecanidae. The record is from RefSeq and is a predicted model, not a curated record.
AUGAAGUGGAUUGAGGAGAAGCAAGCAUUGUAUAGAAGAAAUCAAGAACUGGUAGAAAAGAUAAAACAAAUGGAAGCUGAGGAAGCUCGCUUAAAACAUGAUGUCCAGGACGUUAAGGAUCAAAACGAGCUCCUGGAGUUCAGGAUCUUGGAGCUUGAAGAGAGAGAAAGACGAUCGCCUGCCAUCAACUUCCACCACGGUCCUUUUACAGAGGGGAAGAGCCCUCUCCAAGUCUACUGCGAGGCAGAAGGUGUAACAGACAUAGUAGUAGCAGAGCUGAUGAAAAAAUUGGACAUUUUAGGGGAUAACGCCAAUCUGACCAAUGAGGAGCAAGUAAUUGUCAUACAAGCAAGGACAGUUCUCACGUUGGCUGAAAAGUGGCUACAGCAGAUAGAAGUGACGGAGUCCGCGCUGCAGCAGAAGAUGCUGGACCUUGAGAAUGAGAAGGAGCUGUUCAGCAAGCAAAAGGGAUACCUGGAUGAUGAGCUCGACUUCAGGAAGCAGUCCUUGGACCAAGCUCACAAGCAAGAAGCUGGAGCCAAAAUUUCCGAACUUCUUUCAGAAGAGGAGAAAGAGAAACUGAAGAGCGCUGUAGAGCAAUGGAAGCGGCAGGUGAUGAGCGAGCUCCGGGAGAGGGACGCCCAAAUCCUGCGAGAAAGGAUGGAGCUCAUUCAGCAUGCGCAGCAGAGAAUUAAAGAGCUGGAAGAAAGAAUUGAAGGCCAAAAAAGACAAAUAAAAGAGUUAGAAGAAAAGCUUUCAUUCUUUGGUCAUAGUCCUUCAGGCCACACGCAAAAG